AUGCACCAACAGCCACCCAACUCAGCCACAGCCCCCAACGCGCCGCCGCAAAUCAGCGUGAACGGAACCCAACUGCAAGUGGUGGAGAACUUCCCGUACCUGGGCAGUACACUCUCCCGCAACACCAAGAUCAACGAGGAAGUCGCCAACAGGAUCUCAAAAGCCAGUCAAGCCUUCGGUCGCCUCCAAAGCACAGUUUGGAAUCGCCACGGUCUUCAACUGAGCAUGAAGCUAAAGAUUUACAAGGCCGUCAUCAUGCCAACACUACUGUAUGGAGCGGAGACUUGGACAGUGUACGCAAAGCAGGCACGCCGUCUGAACCACUUCCACCUCAGUUGUCUUCGUCGCAUCCUGAGGUUGAACUGGCAGGAUCGAAUCCCCGACACUGAUGUGCUGGAACGGACGGGAAUCCUCAGCAUCUACGCCAUACUGAGGCAAAUUCAGCUGCGCUGGAGCGGCCACCUGCUGCGCAUGUACGACGAACGACUACCCAAACGACUCUUCUACGGAGAAGUCGCGACGGGUUCUCGUCGUCAAGGAGGCCAGACUCUCCGUUACAAGGAUACCCUGAAGUCCUCCCUCAAGCGCCUGCAAAUCAACACGACCAACUCGAUCGACCGACCUGGAGGAGAACAGUGAAGACAGGCGCAGCGAUCUACGAAGCCAACCGCAUCGCUGCCGCCAAAGCGAAACGCGAAGCCCGCAAAUCACAACUUCGCCCAGUACGCAACGCCGCCGCACAACCUCUUCCAACGUGUUCUCGAUGUCAACGGACAUUCCGGGCUCGAAUCAGACUUGCUGGACAUCUUCGGAUUAACUGCGCCUCUCGAACUGCACCAACCAUCGUCCCUCCGCCCGCCUCUUCCUCCUCCUCUCCGCCGCCAACUAACUCUGACAAUUCUUCUGACCCACCACUUCCAUCCUCCUCUUCCUCCUUGUCCACUGCUCCAACGACGAGCGCUCAAGCGACUGUCCCGCGCGCAACAACCGACACUACCACCACCUCCCCCGACUCCAGCGAUGAGGAUCAGGACUACACCUGCCCUCACUGCGACCGCACCUUCACCUCACACAUCGGCCUGGUCGGUCACUUGAGAAUCCAUCGCACAGAGACUGUCGAACCAGUGCCUGAAGCACCAACCUACACCCUCCGCACUCGCCUCCACUGCCCACACUGCCCUCGCACCUUCAUGCAUCGCAUGGGUCUAUUCGGCCACAUGCGCAUCCACGACGACCUGCAGUAG
Molecule: messenger RNA, 1244 nt
Organism: Spirometra erinaceieuropaei
Lineage: Eukaryota; Metazoa; Platyhelminthes; Cestoda; Diphyllobothriidea; Diphyllobothriidae
Source: the annotation of a GenBank genome assembly